UUCAGGAUCUAACGCCGAGUCUUCAGGAUGGCUGCAAGCAUGGUUGCCGCUCAGCAGCGUUUGGUGCUUAGCGCCAAGCAGACGACUUGCGGACCUGCUGCGCUGGUUCGCCCCGCCCAGUCUGUCAGCGCAAAGCGCACUGGAGCCGCAUCUUCAGAUGCUAUUCAUAACUGUGUUCCUAUGCUGUCAGGCAUUCGCAGGCUUGUGUCAUCCCGUGCACCUCGCCAGACCCGGUCGGCUGUCGUAGCACAGGCCGCUUCGGGGGACAAGUUCGACUACGAUCUUGUUAUCAUUGGCUGCGGUGUUGGUGGCCAUGGCGCGGCUCUGCAUGCUGUGGAGUGUGGCCUCAAGGUGGCAGUGAUCGAGGGACAUGACAUCGGAGGCACCUGCGUCAACCGUGGCUGUGUGCCCUCCAAGGCUCUGCUGGCGGCCUCGGGCCGAGUCCGUGAGAUGCGCGACAAAGCGCACUUGGCGGCCAUGGGUGUCCAGGUUGGCGCUGUGUCGUUCGAUCGUCAGGGCAUCGCCAACCACGCAAAGGACCUUGCCACCACUAUCCAGGGUAACUUGCGCCGCAGCCUGGAGGCUCUGGGCGUGGACAUCCUGAUCGGCCAGGCCAAGUUUGUGGGCAACCAGCGCGUGCGUUACGGCCUGCCGGGCCGCGUGGACGUGGGCGGCGAGGUCACUGCCCGGGACAUCAUCAUCGCCACGGGCUCCGUGCCGUUCGUUCCGCCAGGCAUCCCCAUUGAUGGCAAGACUGUGUUCACGUCCGACCAUGCACUCAAGCUUGAGUGGCUGCCCAACUGGAUUGCCAUUAUCGGCUCUGGCUACAUCGGUCUGGAGUUCUCCGACGUGUACACCGCCUUGGGCACUGAGGUCACCUUCAUUGAGGCAGUGGACAACCUGAUGCCAGGAUUCGACCGGGAGAUCGCUCGCCUGGCUCAGCGGUUGUUGAUUCAGGGCCGCCCCAUCGACUACCACACCGGUGUGAUUGCAAGCAAGGUCACCCCGGGCGUACCGGGUGUGAAGCCGGUGGUUAUUGAGCUGACGGACUUUAAGACCAAGGAGAAGGUGGACGAGAUCGAGGUGGACGCGUGCCUGGUGGCUACGGGCCGGGCCCCCUACACCAACGGCCUCAACCUGGGCGCGAUCAGCGUCGCCACGGAUCGCCGUGGCUUCGUGCCGGUCAACGAGAAGAUGCAGGUUCUGGACACCACGGGCAAUGUGGUGCCGCACGUCUACUGCAUCGGAGACGCCAACGGCAAGUACAUGUUGGCCCACGCCGCCAGCGCACAAGGCAUCAGUGCGAUUGAGAACAUCUGCAGCCGGCCCCACGUGCUCAACCACCUGUCCGUCCCGGCCGCCUGCUUCACCCACCCCGAGGUGUCUUUCGUGGGUGUGACCCAGGAGAAGGCCGAGGAGAUGGCCAAGGAGCAGGGCUUCAAGCUGGGCAUCUCCAAGACCUCCUUCAAGGGCAACAGCAAGGCCCUGGCCGAGAAGGAGGGCGACGGUAUGGCCAAGAUGCUGUACCGCAAGGACACGGGCGAGAUCCUAGGUGUGCACAUUAUCGGCCUGCAUGCCGCGGACCUUAUCCACGAGGCCUCCAACGCCAUCGCCACCGGCCAGCGCGUGCAGGACAUCAAGUUCAACGUGCACGCCCACCCGACUUUGUCCGAGGUGCUGGACGAGCUUUUCAAGGGUGCCCACGUCGACGCGGCCCAGGAGAACGGCCAUGUGCCUGCGGUGGCCCCGGCGGCUGUUAAGCCACAGCCCGCGGUCGCUGCGGCCUGA
Molecule: messenger RNA, 1788 nt
Organism: Volvox carteri f. nagariensis
Lineage: Eukaryota; Viridiplantae; Chlorophyta; Chlorophyceae; Chlamydomonadales; Volvocaceae
Gene: dld2
Product: dihydrolipoamide dehydrogenase plastid precursor
Exons: 12
Coding region: 28-1788 (586 amino acids)
Cellular component (GO): mitochondrion; oxoglutarate dehydrogenase complex
Molecular function (GO): dihydrolipoyl dehydrogenase (NADH) activity; flavin adenine dinucleotide binding
Source: RefSeq, a predicted model, not a curated record